GGCGCCCUCAGAAGUUUAGUAGCUUCACUUCGUGUUCAUACAAAUAUAGUAGAUUUCUACAAUUAUUUAGAAAUAAUUCAAAUUUGAGGUUAUGUCAAUUAACCUAUAAAAUUUGAAUAUAAACAUGUCCAACCCUCAAGAGAAACGGCAUUUUACCAAUGAAGAAUGGUCAUCCCUGACCAAAUACUUUGUAGGCAACAAUUAUAGGUAUAGAGAAAACAUAAUAAUUCCAAAAAACUUGGGUCCGGUCCAAAUCAAGAGCAAUGAGGAAAAAAUGGUCGAGUCUUUCUUUGAAAGCUGUUUUUUCAAAUCUCUCAUGAGCUGCGUUGUAGGAUAUGGACUGGGUGCCGCUAUAGGAUUGUUUUCUUCUAGUAUGGGGCCUGCUUCUAUCUCAGAUACAGAGCAAACUGCGAGGCAGGUUUUUAAAGAAAUGAAAACGACCACGCUGGGUUACGCUAAGAAUUUUGCUCUUAUAGGUGCCUUGUUCUCAGGAGUAGAAUGUGCUAUAGAAACUGCAAGAGGUAGAUCUGAUUGGAAGAACGGAACAUAUGCUGGCGCGGUUACUGGUGGUUUAAUCGGUUUGAGAGCUGGCGUUAAAGCUGGUAUUGUUGGGGCUGCGGGUUUUGCAGCGUUUUCCACAGCGAUAGACUACUACAUGCACUCCAGGUUUUAAAAAUUAUAUGGUACAGUAAAGUAGUAAGAUUUUGUAAAUAUAAUAUAAGUGAGAUUUUUUUUGAACGACUGCCUUGUAAUUACAUAUAUAAAAAAAUAUACAAUAGUGUUUUUUUAUU
Messenger RNA from Anoplophora glabripennis (Asian longhorned beetle), 791 nucleotides. RefSeq names its product mitochondrial import inner membrane translocase subunit Tim22. Gene Ontology annotation, cellular component: TIM22 mitochondrial import inner membrane insertion complex. Gene Ontology annotation, molecular function: transmembrane protein transporter activity. Lineage: Eukaryota; Metazoa; Arthropoda; Insecta; Coleoptera; Cerambycidae. Bases 125 to 673 code for a protein of 182 amino acids. Gene Ontology annotation, biological process: protein insertion into mitochondrial inner membrane. The record is from RefSeq and is a predicted model, not a curated record. The transcript is spliced from 4 exons.